Messenger RNA from Danaus plexippus (monarch butterfly), 2747 nucleotides. RefSeq names its product actin-binding protein IPP. The record is from RefSeq and is a predicted model, not a curated record. Lineage: Eukaryota; Metazoa; Arthropoda; Insecta; Lepidoptera; Nymphalidae. Gene Ontology annotation, molecular function: protein binding. Bases 187 to 1944 code for a protein of 585 amino acids. The transcript has 10 exons.
AAGAGUUAAUAAAAUGACAAAUAACUCAAUAACAAGUUUUUGUUUUUUAUGCCUUUAUUAAAUAAUGGUAUAUCUAUUGUUCUAAUAGAAAUAAUAGGUUUCCUUUAUUUCUCUUAUGAUAUUAAACAAAUGUGAUAGUAAAAUAUAUAAAUGUAAAAAAAUCUUCUAUGUCCAAGAACGAAAACAAUGUCUUCUAGUAUUUAUGAUAAAAUAAUUAAUAAAGAGGGCUCAAGGCCUUAUAAAUGUUGCGAAUAUGCAAGCAAAGUUUCUUUAAACCUUAAUCACUUCAGACGAGAUGGAAGAUUCUGUGACAUAGACCUUAUAUCCGGAAAAACAAUAAUUAGGGCCCAUCGAGUUGUAUUAGCAGCGAGUUGCGAGUACUUUGAUGCUAUGUUUAAUGAAGGCUUUGAAGAAAGUCAGAAAGGUAGAGUUGUGCUGCCUACUGUACCUCCAGGAAUACUUCCCAUGAUUAUUGACUUUAUUUAUACUGGAGAGAUUUCUAUAGAUAAAGCUAGUGUGCAGCACUUACUUAUCGCAGCUGACAUGUUUCAAUUACGAGAAUUAGUUAGAGGAUGUGGAGACUUUUUGAAAAGGGAACUACAUCCAUCAAACGCUCUUGGUAUAUUUAGGUUUGCAGAGACACACAAUUGCACUGAAUUAGCUGAAGAAGCAUUGGGCCAUGCACAGGCCAAUUGGAAUCUUGUUGCAAAUGGGGAUGAGUUACUGGAGUUACCUCUGCAACAACUGAUUACUUUAUUAUCAUCGGAGCAGCUUGAAGUCCAUAAUGAAGCUCAGGUUCUCCAUCCUGCAUUGAAAUGGCUUGAACAUGAUCCCGCAACACGCAGAAGGCACUGUUUUGAAGUUCUCAGACAUGUUAGACUGCCACUUAUAUCACCACAAAUCUUGGAUGAUGUCAUUAAGAAUGUGCAAGAUCCAUCCAUAGCAGUGGCUUUAAAAAACGUUAGAGUUGAUAUGAAAUCAGGUCGUGGUGCUCUGGUAUGUUUAUCAGCUGAACCCCGUGCUCGGGCUCGUCGUAUGCUGGUGGUGGCCGGCGGGUCCUGUCACGACGCGGCCCCACAUCCACCACAUUCAACUGACAAUAUACUGUCAUCAGCGCUCAAGUUUGAUCUCCAUAAGAGGGAGUGGGAGGAACUAUCUCCUAUGGGAAUAGCUCGUAUACAACCGGGAGUAGCGAGCCUGGGUGGAAGGGUGUACGCCGUUGGCGGAGAACAAGGCAGCCAGAUAUUAGCCAACGGAGAGGUGUACGAUCCACAGACUGACAAAUGGUCAUACAUUGCAUGUAUGAAAGAGGCUCGCUGUGAGUUCGGUCUAACAGCUUGGAAAGGCAACUUGUACGCUUUCGGUGGCUGGGUGGGAUCAGAAAUGGGUGCAUCCGUCGAGGUCUAUGAUCCCGUAUCUGACGAAUGGACACUCAUAGACAGGAUGCCUGAACCGAGAUUUGGGAUGGGCGUUGUUAAUUUUGAAGGGUUAAUCUAUGUAGUGGGUGGUUGUACCCACACAUGGCGUCACACCCGGGAUCUUCUCUGCUAUCAUCCUGCGUCUCGCAAGUGGCGCCCCCUGGCUCCCAUGCGUCACGCCCGCUCGCAGGCUGCGGCCGUUGUACUGGGGGCGCAUCUUUACGUCAUAGGAGGAAACGCACCGAGACGGACAGUACUAUCAUCAGUGGAAAGAUACAGCUUCGACGACGAUUCAUGGGAAGAAGUUGGUAGCCUGGUGGAGGCGAGGGCAGGGUGUGCGGCGGGCGCGGCGGACGGGCUGCUCGUGGCGGCCGGCGGGGACAGCGAGUGCGGCGGCAAGAGGGACUUCUACCGCGCCCGCACUACGCUCGCCUCCGUAGAAAUAUACGACCCGACACGAGAUACGUGGACGUCCACGACAUCUCUGCCUCAUUCACGAGCUGAAGCUGGUGCCGCCUUACUCUGACGGACCACAUCUCUCACUCGUACAAUCACACCCUCUCACUCGCACCAUCACACCCUCUCACUCGCACCAUCACAUCCUCUCACUCGCACAAUCAUAGCCUCUCACUCGCAAAUAAAUAUCUUGUUUUUUCCUUUGUAUUCGCACUUAAGGUAUUUAUCUUACACGUACAUUUCUUCAACCAAGCACCCAUUUAUUACGUCCAAACGUCUUAUUAAUAUAAAUUGUACUAUGAAUGGUUUUGAAUGUUGUGUUUGUACCGAUAUUGAGAGGCCAAAUGUAAGAUAGGGUUUAUUAAGUUAAAAGAUACAUUGAGACUAUAAAAUUAAUAUAUUUUAAUUGAUUUUUUUCACAUCAGUAAUUUAGCAUUAUUUUGUUGUAUUGUCUUCCAGAUUGUCUCAUGAGAAUCGUUAUGAUAGUUUUAGCCUAAACUCAUUACUUGCAGAAUUUCGAAUAAAUAAAAAAAUCAUAUGAAAUAUAUAUUAAAAGGAAGACAGAUACCAACGUAAUAGCAUUAUUAUAUAAUGUUUGUACGGAAAUACAUGUCACGGUAUAUGAAUAAUAAAAUAAGCUAAUACUUACUCACAAGAUCAUGUUACGGUGUAUUAUUUUAUGUAUUCUUCGACAUCACUAUUGGUUAUCGUGAAAUGAUUUCUAUGAUGCUAUAUAUGAACUGUAACAUAAUGAUAACUUUAUAAGCAGAACGACUGCCAGCAUUUAUGUAUAGUGGAUUAAGGUGUAGUGUAUAUUGCGAUGCGUUUCUCAUAUAUUUCUAUAUACAUUUUUCGACAGCAUGAAAUGUGCGU